Molecule: messenger RNA, 1215 nt
Organism: Eucalyptus grandis
Lineage: Eukaryota; Viridiplantae; Streptophyta; Magnoliopsida; Myrtales; Myrtaceae
Exons: 2
Coding region: 1-1215 (404 amino acids)
Molecular function (GO): nucleic acid binding; RNA-DNA hybrid ribonuclease activity
Source: RefSeq, a predicted model, not a curated record
AUGCCUUUUGGUCUAAAGAAUGCCGGGGCAACGUAUCAGAGGGCUAUGGUCACGUUAUUCCAUGACAUGAUGCACAAGGAAAUCGAAGUAUACGUCGACGACAUGAUUGCGAAAUCGAGACGUGGUGAAGAUCAUGUUAAAGUCUUGCUGCGACAGUACACACUUCAUCACCAAAUCUUGUUGGUGACCGAAAAUGAUCCCAUCAGGUAUCUCCUAGAGAAGCCGGCAUUGGUUGGCAAGUUGGCCAAGUGGCAAAUCUUAAUUUCUGAGUUUGACGUUCAGAGCCUAGGACAGAAGUCUGUUAAAGGUCGAGCCAUAGCAGACACGUUGGCAGAAAAUUUCGAGAGGUCCAGAGCAUCUGAUGAGGAUAGUGAUGCAAAAGAGCAAAUUUUACUUGUAUCAAGCGAUAAAUGGACAAUGUACUUUGAUGGUGCGGUUAACUUGGUUGGGUCGGGUAUCGGGGCAGUUCUUAUCUCCUCGGAUGGACAGCAUUACCCCGUCGCUGCUAAAUUGACGUUCCCUUGCACAAAUAACAUCGCUGAAUACGAAGCAUGCAUUCUUGGCCUCCAAGCCACCGUUGAUAUGAAAAUUCGGAAGCUGCAAGUUUAUGGUGAUUCAUCCCUUAUCAUCUUACAGACUGAAGGCAAAUGGCGAACACAGGAUUCUAAAUUGAUUAUGUAUCAUGAGUUCCUGGGGGAGUUGACGGAAGAAUUCCAAGAAAUAUCAUUCGAAUAUUUACCAAAGUCUCAAAAUCAGUUUGCUGAUGCCCUAGCUACCUUGUCUUCGAUGUUGCAAGUAGUUGGAGGUUUGGACAUUGAACCAUUGAGAAUUGAAAUCCUUAGGCGCCAAGCUUAUUGUAUGACGGUUGAAGAGGAACCGGAUGGACAACCUUGGUAUCACGACAUCUUGAAGUAUCUACAGAAUGGUGAAUUCCCCGAAGGAAGUGAAGCAGCAGACAUAAAGCAUUUGAUAAAGCUAGCAUCAAAAUUCUUCACCAGUGGAGAUGUCCUCUACAAAAGGUCCUUCGACUCGACAUUACUAAGGUGUGUCGAUGCUAAAGAAGCCGAUCGGUUGAUGAAAGAAAUACAUGAAGGGGAGUGCGGCCCCCAUAUGAAUGAACACUUCUUGGUGAGAAAGAUCAUGAGACUCGGUUAUUAUUGGCUGACCAUGGAGUCUGACUGCAUUCAGUAUGUACGACGGUGUCACCAGUGUUAG